Messenger RNA from Microthlaspi erraticum, 1368 nucleotides. Lineage: Eukaryota; Viridiplantae; Streptophyta; Magnoliopsida; Brassicales; Brassicaceae. The record is from the annotation of a GenBank genome assembly.
AUGAGUUUUACCUUUGAGAUAGAUAACUUCUCCGAGAAGGAAGCUGUGAUAGAAUCACCAAAAUUCUCAAGCGGCGCCUGCGACUGGUGUCUUGAGGUUUUUCCCAAAGGAUAUAUUAUUGAUGAUCACUUGUCUCUCUACGUCUUUGUUGCGAAUCCUGAAUCAUUACGAUAUGGAUGGGAGAGACGAGCUACUUAUUCCUUCGCGCUGUUGAAUGAAUCAGGCAAAGAGCUCUUCAAAACAAAGGAAUCAUGCAAAUUGUUCUGCGAUGAGUUCCCAGGAUGGGGUUGGACAAAAGCCGUGCCUCUUAAAAAGCUUCACAAGUUUAUGGAGAAGAACAAACUGAUCGUUAAAGUCAAAGUUAAAGUAGUUGAAGUUGUUGAUCAAAGAGAUGUCACUGGGGAUGAGAUGUUUGAUAUCAGAGGUUUCCAAGUCCCUUAUCCUCAGAUUAUUCCGGUGGGUAGGCUUUUAAUUGAACAACCGGAGAUUGCUAAAGAAUUCAGACUAAAGAACCAACUGGUAAAGACAACAUACAUGAACAUCCUUCUCGGUCUCAUAGAGACAAUGGAAAAGCCUCCACAUAGCAUCAAGGAAACUGAGCUAAGCAAAGCUCGCAGCGAGCUGAUGGAGCUGACGGAAGCAGGAUUCAAGGUUGACUGGUUGAAGACAAAGCUUGAUGAGGUUUCCUUGGAGAGGAAGAAAGAAAAUACACGAGUCCAAGAACUGGAGAAACUCAUGAAGAAUCUCACAAUUGAACUGAACGAGGAGAAGUUCAAAGCUGAUACUUCUGCUGCUAAUGUUCUCUCGUUGGAGCAGACGGUGUCGGAACUUGAAGAUGAGUUGGCGGAACGUGAAGAUGAGGUAUCGGAUCUUAACGUUAAGCUGAACAAGGAGAUGAGGAUAAGUGAUACUUAUGCUGCUAAUGUUCUGUCCCUUAAAGCUGAACUGAAGAAGGAGAAGGCCAAGUCUGCUACUUGGGUUGCUAAAGCUAUGUCGUUGGAUCAGAUGGUGUCGGCUCUUCAAGACGAGCUGAAGAAGGAGAAGCACGUAUCCGAUACUUCUGCUGGUAAGGUUUGGUCGUUGGAACAGAAAGUGUCGGAUCUUGAAGAUGAUCUGAAGAAGGAGAAGCAUGGAUCUGAUACUUCUGCUGCUAAAGUUGUGUUGUUGGAACAGAGAGUGUCGGAUCUUAAAGUUGAGGUGUCGGAGCUUGAAGAUGAGGUUUCGGAGCUUGAAGAUAAGGUGUCGGGUCUUAACAAUGAGCUGAACAAAGAGAAGCAGACAGUGUUGAAUCUCAGAGCUGAGCUGAAGAAGGAAAAGGCUCCUGCUUGCUCUUGGGAACUAUUGGAUUACGAUAAUAGUGAAAACUAG